Wyeomyia smithii (pitcher-plant mosquito) is the source of this 1954-nucleotide messenger RNA. RefSeq names its product probable chitinase 2 (gene Cht2). The record is from RefSeq and is a predicted model, not a curated record. Gene Ontology annotation, cellular component: extracellular region. Lineage: Eukaryota; Metazoa; Arthropoda; Insecta; Diptera; Culicidae. Gene Ontology annotation, molecular function: chitin binding; chitinase activity. Bases 468 to 1889 code for a protein of 473 amino acids. The transcript is spliced from 4 exons. Gene Ontology annotation, biological process: chitin catabolic process; carbohydrate metabolic process.
AUGAAUCAGUUCGUGUUGUGUUUUCAAACGGUUCACGUCGCAGGUGCGUGUCUGUGGGCGAAGAAAUCCAAGUGAUAUAUAGUGUGGAGUGUUUGAACGCCAACAAAAGAGCCAGUUCCAGCUGGCUCCACUACUAUCGUUCCGCCCCUAAGCCUGACGAUUCUCUCACAUUGCUAUGCGAUUCGUAGCGUAAAAAGCUCAGCUCAGCGAUCAUUUUCCAGAGGCCAACCACUGGUAGUCGUGCGAUUCGUAUGCAUCGUGGCAUUUGGAAUGUUGAACCUGUGUUGCAAAAGCGAGUAGCACUUUUACUUUUACCUCGUCCUAUAAGGUGUGUUCUAUAAGAAUCAAAAGUGUGACAAACAGAUUGGGUCUUAUCGAAAAUACAAGAUCGCUAUCAGUUUGCUUAUUUAACUUACUACACUGGAGUCUGUAUAAUAGUGCUUCGCAUUGCAUUGGAACACCCAACAAUGGACUGCAGAGUCUAUUUCGGUUUGGCUGUUUUUCUGCUAUUAGCUGUCAACCACAAUGGACAAACGACCGCCAGCAUAGUGACCAAUCAUGAUCGCGUUGUGGUAUGCUACAUUUCGACGUGGGCCGUUUACCGGAAAGGUUCGGCUUCGUACAGUUUGGAUCACUUUGAUCCAAGACUGUGUACGCACGCUAUCUACGCGUUCGCCGGUCUGGACGUGGACAAUAAUGCUAUGCGACCGCUUGAUCCGUGGCAAGAUUUACGCGAUAACUAUGGCAAAGGCGGCUACGAGAAACUGGUUGGAAUGCGAGCUACGAAUCACCACUUGAAGGUGUUGAUCGCAAUUGGUGGUUGGAAUGAAGGAUCGGAGAAGUAUUCGGACUUAGCAGCGAAACCAGAGCGGCGUCAAGCAUUCGUAAAAAAUGCACUGGAGUUUGUGAAACGUUACAAUUUCGAUGGUUUGGAUUUGGACUGGGAAUAUCCAACACAACGUGGCGGUAAACCUUACGAUCGGGAGAAUUUCGUGUCUCUCGUGAAAGAACUUAGUCAACAGUUCAAGAAAAAUAAUCUACUCUUGACGUCCGCAAUCGGAGCGGGAAAGGACACAAUUGAUUCGGCGUACGAUAUCAAAACCCUGUCUAAGUACCUAGAUUUUCUUCACAUUAUGUGCUAUGAUUAUAAUGGCAGUUGGAACAGAAAAAUCGGUCCAAAUGCACCACUGCAAAGUCGAGAUGUUUUGAACGUUGAGUAUACGAUCGAACAUUUAAUGGCUCUGGGUGCUCCGUCCAGUAAAAUCGUGAUGGGACUGCCAUUCUAUGGACGAACCUUCCUGACUCCAUCAAAGCGGGCAAAAAUUGGGGAUGAUUCAGACGACAAAGGUUUUGCAGGGCCUUCUACCAACGAGAAUGGUUUCAUGGGAUACAAUGAAGUGUGUGAAGCACUGAAAGAAAAUCCAGAAGGAUGGAACGUUGCAUGGGACCCAACAGCUUCGGAAGCUAUAGCCACCAUGUUGGAUGGCAAUAUGACUAAGGUUGUAAUCUACGAUAGCACUCGAUCGAUGGCCAAUAAGGUGAGAUUUGCCAUUCGUCAAAAUCUGGCAGGGUUGAUGAUUUGGUCCGUGGACACGGAUGAUUUCAAUGGUGUAUGCGAACCUGAAAAUGAUACCUUUGCCGAUUUCGGUGAUCAAAUAAGGGUGAAGCUGGAUAUUCCGCCGCCGAUUCAGGAUAAAUAUAAACUGUUAAGGACUGUUAACGAUGCUAUCAUAGUGGCUACCGAUGAGUUGAACCAAGAAAAUGAGAUUUCUAAUUUGCCUGAUGAUGUUGACGCAUCCACACAUAAAGUACCGGCAUCCGGAGCGGCCUACUCUAUUGGGUCGAGGUGGUUAGGUUUUACAGCAGUAUUUAUGCUAGUUAGGUUUUAAUAAAAAAAAUGUGAAAAUUGACAGUAUCAGCCCUAAUUGUGUAAAUAAAUUAUGUAAAAAGUGUA